AUGAAGGAAGCAUAUGCCAAAGUUUCAAACCUAGCAUCGAAGAACGCCUCGCGAGGUAAAAAGCAGUACGACAGGAAAGUCCGAUCGACAGUUCUUCAACCUGGAGACCGGAUUUUAGUACGGAAUUUGACACCAAGAGGAGGCCCGGGGAAGUUGCGGUCUUUCUGGGAGAAUGAGGUACACGUUGUAUUAUCAACGAAAGGCCCAGACAGCCCGGUAUAUAACGUCCAAUCGGAGUCCAAGAAGAAACCUCGUACGUUACAUUGUAAUAUGCUACUUGCCUGUGACUAUUUGUCUACCAAAUUGGCCGUGACAGCGCCUAGACAACGUCGCGACCAGGAUCGUUUAUCUACUCGUAAUACAUCUAUUGAUGACAAUUCAUCAGAUGACGAGGGAGAGUACCUUUCAGUUUCAUACCGCAUGCCAUUAACUGUCCACUCGAAGCACGAUUUAUAUCCGAUGGAGAACAAUCGCUGGAGCUACAAGUGCAGGUCGAGGACAACGUAUGAGAGUGGUAAUAUCCUACCCACUGAGGACGAACCUGAGGAACCUUUCGAGAUACAAGGAGAAACAAUGAAGAAAUUUCGGAACAGCUGA
Paramuricea clavata is the source of this 597-nucleotide messenger RNA. Lineage: Eukaryota; Metazoa; Cnidaria; Anthozoa; Malacalcyonacea; Plexauridae. The record is from the annotation of a GenBank genome assembly.